Didymodactylos carnosus is the source of this 1409-nucleotide messenger RNA. Lineage: Eukaryota; Metazoa; Rotifera; Eurotatoria; Philodinida; Philodinidae. The record is from the annotation of a GenBank genome assembly.
AAAUUCUCUUUUCCGUUUCAUGAUUCAACCGGAUCACUGAAACAACUUGCGACGAGACAUAGCACAAGAUUUUCUUAUCGAAAGAAAAAGUUUUCUUAGUAAAUCGAUAAACGUCCAUUCACUUUUUUACUUUAGCCGAGAAGAUAGAAAUACCAACAGCGCAGAACGAGUUAGAAUCAUCCACAAUAUCCAGUAAAAAUUAUUCGGACAAUAUAGAAGCGGCGAAGUCAUCUACUAGUACAGAAACAGUCGUGAAAGUGGACGAACAAGAACCUCGAGAUACUUCCGUGGGUGGAGCAAAUGAAAAUACGCGAUCUGAAACACAACCAGAACACGAAAAAGAAAUAUUGGCACUGCCAAUGAUCACUGAGCUUUACCAAAUACCCUUUGAUGUCCCAAGGCCGUGCUCAUUUUCAGUGUCGACGAUUGUCGGGGCUCGUGGCAAAGGUGGUCAGUACGAUCAGCUGGAUUAUCCUUUUGACAUUUUCGGUACGAAGACGUGCCACGACAUCUAUGUGGCUGACUCGUGCAAUUCACUUAUUUUGAAACUGUCUGGACUCAAAGUUUGUGCGAUUGCUGGCGGUGAAAGUCCUGGUUCUGCAGCGAAUCAGCUAAAUUUUCCGAUGGCGAUGUUUGUCGAUGAAAAACGAAAACAAGUAUUCGUUAGCGAUUUCGAGUAUGACCGGAUUCAGAAAUUCUCUCUGAGUAACAUGAAUGGCCAUGGUCAAACUGUGAUUGGGCAAAAUGGUGAAGGCGAUGGUCUAGAUCAGUUCAAUCGGUGCUACGGUCUGUUCGUAGAUAAAGAAGGACAAUGGAUUUAUUUGUCCGAUUACAGGAAUCAUCGUGUUACAAAAUGGAAAAAUGUCGAAGACGGUAAUCAUAGUGAGAGUGUUCUUGUUGCUGGCGGACAUGGCCAAGGUUCAUCCUCGAAUCAACUGAACUACCCAAGAGACAUAUGCGUCGACGAGAGUGAAAAUAACAUUUAUAUUUGCGAUUAUUUUAAUCAUCGCGUCCAGCGCUGGUCACUGGACGAUCUAGAAGCAGGCGGUGUCACUGUUGUCGGGGGUCAUGGAGAAGGUUUCGGUUUGGAUCAGCUUAGCUAUCCAAUGUCGAUCACACUGGACUCUUCAAACAAAGCGUUAUAUGUUGCUGAUAGUGGAAAUAAUCGGAUAAUUAAAUUGUCGGUUCUUCCCAGUUUGAAACAAGCAGUAUCAGAAAUAAUUCUAGGCACUAGCCUCGGUCAGGGACCAAGCCAUUUGUUUCUUCCACGAAAACUGUUCGUCGAUAAUUAUAGUAAUCAACUGUAUAUAGUCGGUACCGGCAACCAUCGUCUGCAAAAAUUCAUUAUUACUGGCAGUGCGUCAACAUCUAGUGGUGGUAAGGAUUGCUUUAAGUUUGAGACAGUUUGA